AUGAUUGCCUGGUCGGUCGAAUUAUCUGAGUUCGGCCUCAAGUAUGAACCAAGAGGAUCUGUCAAAGGACAGCAUUUGGCAGAUUUCGCAGCCGAACUCAAUAGACUGACCCAUCCGUCGGGGCAAACGUGGGUUCUCUUCGUUGACGGGUCAUCGGACAAACGCAAUGCUGGAGCAGGAAUCGUCAUUGAAGGACCGGGCGGCUUCACGGUUGAGCACUCCCUACAGUUCAAGUUUAAAGCAUCGAACAACCAAGCAGAGUAUGAAGCGCUAAUUGUUAGGCUAAGGCUAGCGAAGGACUUGGGCGCAAUGAGAUUAAAGUGCAACACAGAUUCGAAGCUCGUGGUCGGGCAGGUGCAGGGGGAAUAUCAGGAUAAGGAUGACCUGUUGCUGCAGUACUAUCACAAGGUGGUUGAGGCCAUGAAGGAGUUUGAAGAAAUUACCAUCCACCAUAUCCCCCGAGCGGAAAAUGCCAAAGCCGAUAGGCUAUCCAAACUAGCAGAAGGAAAAGAGAAGGGACAGCUGAAAACCGUCAUAAGGCAAAUCCUGAUGAGACCCUCAGCAGGAGAAUGCGCAGCAGCAGACCGGUCGGCAGAUUGGAUGUGGGAGGUGCGAGAACUCCUGAGAAGGUGUGACGCGGGAGAAGAAGUAAAACCGAUGGAGAGACAACGAGCACUCCGAUUUGUUGUCAUUGGAGAAGAUCUAUAUAAGAGGGGCUUCACAGCGCCGCUCCUCAAUUGCCUAUCGGGAGAAGAAGCCGAGUAUGUCAUGAACGAAGUCCACAAUGGCAUUUGCGGUAUGCACACCGGUCGGAGAACGAUGGAAGCAAGGAUACUCCGGGCGGGUUAUUAUUGGCCGACCAUGGAACAGGACUGCGAAGUCAUGAUAUGCAAAUGCGAAGGUUGUCAAGCCCAUGGAAACGACAUUAAGAGGGCUCCGACCGAGCUACAUAGCCUGACAGCCCCUUGGCCGUUCGCACAGUGGGGUAUGGACAUCGUUGGGCCUUUCCCUGUCGGCCGAGCGCAAAAGAAGUUCAUACUGGUCGCGGUGGACUAUUUCACCAAAUGGGUCGAAGUAGAGGCCCUGGCCAACAUCACCGCUCGGCAGGUGCAUUCGUUCGUUUGGCAAAACAUUGUCUGCCGCUUCGGCCUUCCCCACACCAUCAUCACCGACAACGGCCGUCAGUUUAUCGACAAGAAGCUAAAGGACUUUUAUAAGCAAGUGGGGAUACGCCACGUAACCAGCUCGAUCGAGCAUCCCCAGACCAAUGGCCAGGCGGAGGCCAUGAACAAGGUCAUAGUGGCGGAGUUGAAGAAAAGGUUGGGGGAAGCCAAGAGAGCAUGGGUGGAUGAACUGCCGUAG
This is a messenger RNA of Vigna unguiculata (cowpea), 1362 nucleotides long. RefSeq lists its product as uncharacterized. Lineage: Eukaryota; Viridiplantae; Streptophyta; Magnoliopsida; Fabales; Fabaceae. Gene Ontology annotation, molecular function: RNA-DNA hybrid ribonuclease activity; nucleic acid binding. Gene Ontology annotation, biological process: DNA integration. The record is from RefSeq and is a predicted model, not a curated record.